Blastocystis hominis is the source of this 1416-nucleotide messenger RNA. RefSeq lists its product as hypothetical. The record is from RefSeq and is a predicted model, not a curated record. The transcript has 5 exons. The coding region runs from base 1 to 1416 and encodes 471 amino acids. Gene Ontology annotation, cellular component: exocyst. Gene Ontology annotation, biological process: exocytosis; intracellular protein localization; Golgi to plasma membrane transport. Lineage: Eukaryota; Bigyra; Opalinata; Blastocystidae.
AUGGCUGAUAGUAAUGAGAUUAGUUAUUACGCAAAUCCUUCGUUUAAUCCGGAGGAAGCAGCUUUAGAUUAUUUCACGAAAGAAACGGUCGAUCGUUACAAGAACUAUUCACAUCAGCUAGAACAGACGAAAUAUGAUACGGAGACGGCAUUGAAGGAACAUGUUUUCAACCAUUACAAGGAAUUCAUCGGCAUCUCUGAGGAAAUCGGUAAGAUGGAAGACAGUAUGGGGGAGUUGAAGAAGAAUUUGGACCAUACGAACACGGUGUUACACAACUUAAAGGAUACAACAUUUACAAUCGACUCGGAGGCUACCGAAGGAUUGACAUCCGAAGCUCUCGUCAUUCCCGAGCAUCUUACUUGGAUAAAGACUGUGUGCGAUGAUAUCGAUUUGUACAUAUUUCAGCGCCGCUUCACAGAGGCCGUGGAGUUGUGUAUUCGUGCUCAGAACGAGUUGAUGGCCACGGACAUUUCCGGAAACACAAUGCUGAUGGAUUUGAAAACCAUGUUAUCCGCCAAGGCCGAGAUCCUGACAACCAAACUGGUCUCGGAGCUCUUUUCUCAGGACAGCACGCGAUCGGAUCGUCGUCGCGUCUGCCGUCUGCUCUGCGGUCUGGGCCACGAAUCGGAGGCGAGUCUCCUCUUCUUGGAGCGAGCGAGCGAGGAGAUUCGCACGCACCACCGCUUCGUGAAGCCGUGCGGAGACAUCCCCUCGCUGGUGGAGGGCCUGAGCGACUUGUUCUUCGAGUGUCUGCAAGAUACCGCGGUGAAUUUCGAGACGAUCUUCUGCGGCGGCGAGGGGAAGAAGUCGGUGUUCUGCAUCUGCGUCUCGUGGAUGACCAAGGAGAUCGACCAGUUCAUUCGCCAAAUCAUCCUGCUGGCGAUGAGCAGCGACUCGCAGCAGCUCACCGGCGAAGAAUUCCAGAGCUUCGCCUGCUGCGUCGCGCCGCUCCUCAAGGGAGCCUCCAUUCUGAACGACGUCGGCUGCUCGAUGGACUGCUACGUGAUUCGCGCUAUCGGCGAGAAGGUCCGCAGCGUCGUGGAGCGCUUCCUUGCCUGCUGCAUCGUUCGUCCGCGUUCCCGAAUCGAUUGUAGACGCGAAUUCGCGCGCUGCCCGAGCCGACGACCGACACGGAAAGCGUGCACUUCCGCACUUCGCAGGGCUUCGAGAAACGCGAUCUCUCCACGUACUGCGCCGCGGUGUAUUCCAUUCUCGCGCCGUUCGUUCAGUUCGGCCCGCAGCUCCUCUACUCGACGCUGGUUUCCUAUCUUCGCGAGCCCAUGGAGAAGGCCUUCGCUGCGUUCGCGGUGUUGGAAAGCCGCGUCUACGCGAAGUGGGCGCAAGACAAGGAGAAUCGCAAGCCGGCGACGACCUUCGCCGAUCUUUAUUUCCUCAACACCGAGUUCCUGCCUCUGA